AUGGCCGAACAAAGACUUCCACAAAGUAUACUGCCUCCUCCAUGGCAGCUCUAUAUCGACAAGCUGGAUGACAAGCUUAGACGGCGCAAACGUUUGGAUAUUUUAUAUCAGCUGCCCGCGUACGGCUUGUUUCCAUUCCAACAGACAACUAUUAACAACACCGUCGCCUGGAAAGUACGUCUCGGCGAUCGCAGGCAAAGCAACGGAGACAAGAUUGCUUCCUACGCGUACAUCUUGCUUGAUCAUGAUGACGUUCAGCCACCCGUUGUUUUCUCCGAUGAGUUCACAGGCUCUCAGGGCGAGCUUCGCAGCUACCCACGGUCAGCAUCGUCGCUACUCAGAAGGGCGCAAGACUUGAAAGAGCCAUUCUGCUUCCUACAGCACUAUCCUGCAGACAAAGUCGAGAACAUACGCGGAAUGAUCUGCUCACUUAUCGCCUACUACUCUCUUAUCGCGGGCGUGAGUGAUUGCGCCAUCCAAUGGCACCAGUUCUACCCAAGUCUUCUUGACGCUUUAGACUACGUCGGCGCCUGGAUGGGAACAAAAUCGCUCAUACAGGAAGAUGUUGAUAACACAAUAUCAUCCGUAGAUUUUGAUGAUCAAAUAAAGACUCCAGAAUCACGUUUGGGGGUGAAGGCAAAGAGUGCUCCCACCGAUUCGCUAUUAGAGGUCAGUACCGCUGGGAUUCAGCCACCACAAGCCAUGGGCGAAAAUAAAAAGCAGGGCGGAGUUGUGCGUGCAGCCGGAAGUUCUAUUGAUGCUGGACCCGAUACCAGUCUGGGAAAAAUUAUGGGGUGGCUUGGCUCCAAGGUUCGGUCUCUGGACAACCUGCCAAAAACUCCGGUUACAAUCACGCGUCAGUCCCUUUAUCCAGCUUACUGGCCCUAUCGCCUUCAUAUCGGUACACAUCGGUGCAAUACUCCCCAUGGCAGCUUGUCCAACGUGUAUGUUUACUAUACUCGACAGAGAAGGCCUAAGCCCAGCAUUAUGGUUCACGCCGAUGAGAACGGAGAGAUAAUCCCACGGACAUUCGAAGGAAUUCAGGGUAUCAAUCUUUGUGAGCCAUUUAUUCAACUGGUGCAGCCAAAAAUGAAAGACAAAGCCUACGAGUGGAUGAGAAUUCGUUACUUAGUCCAGUAUUACUUCGCUGUUGCAGCACAUGAUGGACUGGUCGAAGAACUGCCAAUCGAUCUCUCGUACUCUGCAGUUCAGAUUUUUACUACAGUUUGUAAGUCUUUUAAUAAGAAUGGAGAUGGCCCACCGAUGGCUGGAACAGAUACUCCGAGUGCAAAGAUCAGUACAAACCCACUGCCAAGAGCAACGCGCAGCAUGAACAACGAUACAACAGGAUUUACAGAGGACCGAAAUGACAUCGAUAGCCUAGAUACUCCCGAGCUGAGCCAUCCGGAAGAGUCUAUGAAGGCAGCUGUAGGUGCGAAUCGGUCGAUGGUCAUUCAGUUGCGAGUCAACCGAGACCUACUUGCACAGGUUGUAGGACUCACCUCCUCAGCUCAUGCAUCAGCGAUUGAGAGUUCCGAGUCUUCUUCGAGUCCCGGUAAUAUAACAGGCAGUGGGUCACAUACUCCAUAUCAACGGCAGGGCCUUGGUGUUUCUGGUAUUCAAUCUCCAGUUACUACCGAGGGCACACCCAGAGUAGAUACGAGUGCUCUGGCUGUCGCCCGGAACCAGAUACACGUCAAGGAUUUAAAUGGAUCGUACCAAGGGAACUCCAUAGCAAGUCCCAACAUCCGUUCCGUUGUCCGGAAAUUUGGCAAUACCUGUGACGGGAACGAACAGCACCGCCUCGAUACCGCAAGCCAAUCGCCAUCAAGAGUCGUCGGCGGGAGAGCCAAUUUCCAUCCCGGGCACUCGGGAACAAUCAAAUUCUGCAAAGAUGAAGAGGCUGAAAGCGUUAUCCGGGGUGAUGUUGAUAGUGUGGGAGAAGUUGAUGCAGAACCCGAAGUCGAGGAGACCCUGGGUGCCGUACAAUCAUCAGCAGUCAGAGGCGUCAAACGCAAGAGAAAACAGAUACAAGGAAGCGAUACCAGUGACAGUGGAUUGGAAAUGACGGACUGCAAGGAAUGGCAAAGGACCGUUAUGAGGCGGUCGCAGACAAAUUGA
Pyrenophora tritici-repentis Pt-1C-BFP is the source of this 2121-nucleotide messenger RNA. RefSeq lists its product as uncharacterized. The record is from RefSeq and is a predicted model, not a curated record. Lineage: Eukaryota; Fungi; Ascomycota; Dothideomycetes; Pleosporales; Pleosporaceae.